Molecule: messenger RNA, 19193 nt
Organism: Coregonus sp. 'balchen'
Lineage: Eukaryota; Metazoa; Chordata; Actinopteri; Salmoniformes; Salmonidae
Source: the annotation of a GenBank genome assembly
AUGGAUCAAAGUCGACGGGAAAGAUAUUGGAACGUGGCAGAGGUAGCUGAGUAGGUGACACCGUGACAAAACAAACACAAAGCCAGGAAGAAUGAUCAUUAGCACUAACACCACCUGCUGUUUACCAGUGUUGAUGCAAAAUCUCAAAGGCCAGAACUCACUGGCAUGCAGGAGCUCUGUACAGGACACAAUGCCAUCAUGCGUCCAACUCCUACCUCCCCCAGUGUCAGAAUUCCUAUGCCUAUCUCCAGAGAUUAUUUAUAGAUGCUGAGCAACACUCUGUGCCUUUGAGGCUAGAGCUGGAAUGAGUUAACCCCCCCCCCCCCCCCCCCCCCCCCCUCAAGUAGGCUAUCACUCGUAUCCUGAUUUCAACUGGCCUCGCAUUAAAUGUGUGUGAGUGUGAGUGAAAUAGAAUGCAACUGCAGAUUCUACAUAGUGUAUAGUUGAUGCUAGAAUGAAUGUGUUUACAUCGAUUAUUUUAGGUGAUGAAAUGUGUGAAAAGGUUCUUAUUUGGGUAUGUCUUUCAUGCAAAUAUCUGCACACUUGUAUUUUGUGUUAUUGGCGAUGGUUAAGUUGUAAAGUUCUGGUGAAAUACAAGAGCGCAGCAGUGCAACUUCUAAUGUCAACAUAUUACAUAUUAUAUAUAAAUGCUUUAUGAUUAGGAUAGGCUAUCUCAUCAAGUUGGAUGAAUCAUGACUCGAAGAAUCAUGCAAAUAGUUAGAGAAAAAUACAGUCAAUAUGCGUUUACCUCUCUCUCCACUCACUUUCCUCUCACUCUUCUUCCUUAUCUUUCUUCGUUUCUUUCUUGGCUUUCUUUCGCUUUGUUGAUUUUCUCUCACAGGUUGCUCUCUCUUCCUCUUUCCUCUGUCCCUCUGUCCUCUGUCUGUCUGUCAGUGCACUGUAGUUCAGUGUUUGAGUGAGUCAGGGUCCAACCAAGUCUAUGAAAUGAAACCCCCUCCCUCCCUAAUUUCCAGCUCCCACCCCCUACAACUCCAAAUACAGGCACCCCCUCCCUCCCUACCAAAAAUACUCCAUAUGUUGCCAGCCCUCUGCCAUCCCACCCCCUUCAGUCACUCGGAUAUGCCAAUAUGAUGUGCUCAAGUUUCUGUUGUCUCACAGUCUCUCUCUCUCUCUCUCUCUCUCUCUCUCUCUGUGUUGUGUGUGUGUGUGUGUGUGUGUGUGUGUGUGUGUGUGUGUGUGUGUGUGUGUGUGUGUGUGUGUGUGUGUGUGUGUGUGCACGCAUCAGGAAGAGGCUCUGGUGCUAUUUUAACAAAGUAGUGGAAAAACUUUGUGGAGUUGUGUAAUGUUGACACACCGAAUGUUGUAGAGAUUCUAUCAACAGGAAAGGAGGCAUGCACUAUGACACUGACAACAAUAUAAUUGUAUUGAUUAUUAAUACAUUAGCAUCUCAAUACCAGUAUUGUAAGGGCAAUAACUAAUGAUGGUGAUGGUAAAAAAUGAUUGAUAAAAACUGUAAGAUGUAACAUUUCUAUAGGGCCAUAUCAGUACAUUAUCACCAAUAUCAUUAUGAUGUCACAAAGCAUAUUAAAGGCCCAGUGCAGUAAAAACGUGAUUUUCCUGUGUUUUAUAUAUUUCUACACUAUAAGGUUGGAAUAAUACUGUGAAAUUGUGAAAAUUAUGAUAAUGCCCUUUUAGUGUAAGACAGCGGUCCCCAAACUAGGGGUUGCGAACCUGAUAUGAAAAUGGGGUCGUGGGAGAAUUUCCAAAAUCCUGAAAAAUAUAAUGUGACAUUAUACAUUUUAGUAGACACUCUUAUACAGAGCGACUUACAGGAGCAAUUAUGGUUAAGUGCCUUGCUCAAGGGCAAAUCAACAGAUAUUUCACCUAGUUGGCUCAGGGAUUCGAAUCAGAAACCUUUUGGUUGCUGGACAAAUGCUCUUAACUGCUAGGCUACCUGCCGCCCUGAUAAUAUCGCCUUUGUCUCUCAAAAUCAUUGUAAUGUGGUUAACCUUAAAAAUGGAAAUGAAAAUUGUUCAAAUCUAAAAGUAAAAAUUCAACCAGAGAGCGCCCUUAUACAUACACCGAGAGCAACUGGCGAUAUGCAGCAGGUAUCUUCGAUUGUAAACUACAUCACAGGCCUGUUCGCAAAACUAUGUGGAGAUAUGGGAUCAGAGCAUGACAAUGUGACCAAAUGCUUCAGACAACACAUGAAUUGGUCACUAUGGAGUCUUCUUUUUGACCAUUUUAAUUGAAAUCAAUCAAAGUAAGGUACUUCAUUGUUACCCAGAAAAUAUUUUAUAUUGAUAUAAAAACGGCUGCAUUUGGACCUUUAAAACUCAAACAGGUGUCUGGUUUAUCCUUUGUCAGCUGUUUUACUGCGUAGUUCCGUCAAUCUCCACGUCAACUGCAGGCUGACUGAAGCAGUGGAUAUGACGGCGCUGACCCACUACUACUGUAAUGAAGCAGCUUCCGGGGCACAGGACACCAGCACUAAACAUGGCGGAGGAGCUGUUAGAAGUGGUGGAGAGACUUCAGUCUCGGCUCUCCGAAAACCUUGAGCCUCGCAAGGUAAUAAUCGAAAGGCCCAGAAUGGAACCGCAAGGCUGUAGCGGAUUGCUUGCGCUAGCUAGAAUGUUUUCAAAUAUUGUCGCGUGGCAGGUAGUACCGCGAAUGUAGCUAACUACUGCUUUUUCUAAGAUCACGUCACGAUAUGUAACUUAGCCAACUAACGUUAACAGGGUUUCUUAACCAUAGUUCAUGUUAAGUUUAACCUAGUCCUCGAGCUACCUGCCAAGUCCGUAGAACUGUACUUUAUGCAAUGGAGCCAUUGUAGCUAACGGACACUGCCACUUUCAAAUGCUAAUACUUUAGCCAGCUAGCUAACGUUCAAGAAACGACAACCAAAACGAUUGUAAUUUAUAAGCUCCGCGAUCGAGUGACAACAACAUAACAGCAGCGCGGGCCUAGUUGUUAGAUUAUUGCACUUCACUCAAUGGACCAGUCCAAGUUUAAGGGCAAAAACAAUAUAUUGGGUCUUGAUGCUUUAUUGUGAUAUCGACCGUUUCUUCAUUGUGUCUCAUUGAACAACGCAAUCCCUGCACACACUGCAGUGUCGUGGUGGAUUUUUGUCAGCUGAUCAACUUUAGUAAACACAACCCCCUCACCGGAUAAGUGUAGCUAGCCUACCCCCUCAACCCCCUCACAUAGGCCACGACAACGGACAAAUCUUGACGAGCCAUGACAGUGCGCAAUUUGGGCACAUUUGUCCAUUUCUGGUUCAAAUACAGUCUGAAAGUACUGCACAGUUUGACAUAUAGCCUACAAAGUCAAACUACCAGUAGGCCUAAACUUUUACACAGCUAGUGUACAGCUUCACACAGUAGACCCAUGUCGUCAAUGCUGUGAUUUUGUAAAUAUUGUUAUGUCUCUAUAUUUUCAUUCAUUCAAUGAUCAGGAGCCUUGAAUUAACCUGACUGUUACCUUUUAACCAGCUAUAUAUAUCCUCCCUUUUGGCAUACCUGAAUUGUGUGUACUUUGCUAGUGUGCAGACUGUACUGUAAAUCUUCUGUAUUUGCGCUAUCUAGCUCCUGAAGACCCUCAAAAGGCUGGGGGAGCUGCCUAUGACUGUGGAUAUCCUUGUGGUAAGAUUUUGAAACAAUGUAUGGUCCUGUGUGGCUCAGUUGGUAGAGCAUGGCGCUUGCAACGCCAGGGCUGUGGGUUCGAUUCCCACGGGGACCAGUAUGGGGGAUUAAAGCAUGAAAAUGUAUGCACACUACUUUAAGUUGUUCUGAAUAAGAGCGUCUGCUAAAUGACUAAAAUGUAAAAAUGCUCAUAUCACGAUUGUGAUAGCAUCUCUUUUUUUAGUCUCAAAGACCCACACUGAUUGCAUUGCGCCAUAGUUUCUCACUCACUGCCCAGUGUUCUUUAGAAGAGGAAGCCAAGUACAGUCUCUGGUUUUGCAACCGGAUGAUGUGGCCCUCUGUAGCCAGCUGCCCUAUAGGAGUUGAUGUGCUGUUCAAUAUUGUCAAACAACCUUCAGAACAUGCUCAUUUCCUUUUAUGAUGGGCAAUAAUGCUAAUGUGGCCUGUUUUAUGUGCACUACUAAGUGUACUGACCUGCUCACUUAACCAUUAGAGCUCCUGAAUCUAUAUAAACCACCCACGUUGCUCUCAAUGACACGCAUGACACCAGUGUCAAAACAUAAUGUACUGAUAAUGAGGACACCCUGUUACUAUCUAUGUUCAGCUUAUAUUUUGUUCUCUUCUGUGCAGGAAACUGGAGUAGGAAAAACAGUGAAUUCGUUCCGGAAACAUGAUCUUGCUGGAGAUCUUGCGAAGAGCCUUGUGGCCAAGUGGAAGAAACUGGUUCCUACCCCGUCUGCUGAAAGGUAUGUUAUUACUGAGGGAUUUGGGGAUUUCUUCUGAUUCUUCGUCGUCUUCUUCAUUUUCUUCGUUGUCUUAGCGUAUUUGCAUCUGAAUUCUACUGAAGUGUAGCUUUAAUGUUUUUCUUCUUCCUCGCAGACCCGGCAACACCAAGGACGUUCGAACACACGCGCACCCUCGCAGCUCCGAGGGAGCGGACGUGAGCCGCGAACAUGUCCGGGAACUAUCCCCGGAGGAGCCUCCUCAUGUAGAGGAGGACGAAGAGGAGGAGAUGAUGGAGGAGGAAAGAGGCUACCGCACUAACUACUCCCCCUCCCCCCCUCAGCACCACUACAGCCCCCCACAGCUUAGCCACGGCAGCCAACGAGGGGGGUACCAGUCGGAGGGCUACGAGAGCCCCAUGGAGGAAGAGCAGGAGCCCGCGCCCAGCCCCCCGCGCAAAGAGGUCCGACACGCCAAACCGCUAAAAGAGCCUGGCAGGGAGCAUCACGGUUCCCACGGCGACCGGGACGAGGAGAGGCGGCGACGUCACGCCCAGGCAAGCGGCGGUGGUGGUGGUAGCGGCGGCGAAGGGAAGAAGAGCAGCGUGGAAAAGGAACCGCAGCACAGUGGCAAGGCCUCCAAGCACAGUCGGCACUCCACACAGCACGAGCGCAAGAAGGACAAGAGAGGGGGAAGUGAUGGUGAGUGUGCUGCCGAGUGAGUUUGCUGAGAGAAGUUCGCUGUGAAUUCUGUGUCAUUGUGACAUUUACAGAGAGGCUGGUUCUCAAAUUACAUCCUAUUCUAUAGAUGACUAUUUCAAGCUUUGAGUCAGUGUUGGUCUGUAAAUAGAUGGUUUUCCAAUCAUGUAUUAUAUUUAUACAUGUGGGAUAAUGAGAACUUUACUGUAUUGUGGAUAUGAUGACCCAUGGUCUUUUUCAUCAGCACUCUGUAACAGUACUGCUAUGGUUGAUUAAAAGAUGCAGUGAUAGUUACCAUUUUCCCAUUAAUUUGACCCCUAAAGAUGUGGGUUGUUUUCACCCACUUCCCCCCCCCCAUCCCAUAACAUCCUUCAUUCCUUGUUCUCUUUAUUCUCUAGGGAGGUCACGUGAGCCUAGGGACUCAUCUAUAUUAGCCCAGGCGCCUGAGGAGCAGGCGGAAGAGGCAUUUGAUACCCCCACCAUGUCAUUUGAAUCCUUCCUCACAUAUGACGCACCUACGCCCACUAAGAAGAAGAAGAAGCCCGGCAGCAGCAGUCGGCCCUCCUCCCACCACCACACACCUCCUCGUCCGCCUGUCCAGCCUUCGUCUGCUGGUCCUUCCUCCUCCAAAGAGUCCAAGCCCAGCAAGGCCAAUGGGAGCCGCAGCAAGAAGGCUGAUCCAGCCCAGACCCCGAGGGCAACGACCCCGGUGCCUGAGAAACGCAGGAGGGUAAGAACAGACUUUCACUGAACUUUUCCUCUCACUCGAUCAUGCGUAUGUUCAAUUGGAGAAUGUUAUAUUUGCUGUCAGAUUUUUGGGGGCUGGACAGUAAGUCCUUAUGAUCGUGUAUGGUUUUUAUUAACCAGUUGCCCUGACCCUGAAGUUCUCAUAUUAUUAUGAGACGUUGUUCUCAGGUUCUUGACUGAACUCUUCCUCUUUAAUGUACUCUUUCUUUUACCCCAGGUGGUCGAGGUUGUGUCCACACUUCCUGAUAUCCCUCUGCCGGCCAUCCAGCCUUACUACAGACCUCUGCCUUCCAUUGAUCUCACACCAUUGUCCCCUCAGCGGCGCAAAGGUACAAAACAUUUUUUGGGUUCUUUCUAGGGCUGUGGCGCUCAUGAAAUGUUGUUAGCCGGUGAUUGUCAUUCAAAUAACUGCCCUACUCACGGUAAUUGACUGUUAAUUAACAUAAACACAUUUAGCAUCUCAGGCUUCCACGCAUAGCCUACAAGCCACGGAUGUGGACCUUUUGGAACAUCCUACAUUUAAAAAAAAGUAUAAUAAAUCCAUUUAAUAUAGCCUACACCAUCACAAUAAAUCCAUUAUUUUAGGCAGGUCUAAAGAAACAUUAUGAUAUGAAGAAAAUGUAGCCUAUUUCAGAAGAACAGAAUAGCAUAUUCUGAGUCGUCCUCAUGUUAGGCCCUGAUCUGGCUAUGCCAUAUGGCUGUGGGCUACACUAGUUCAUUUAGCAGGUAAGAUUUGCUUAGAAUUCCCUUGGCAUUAUUUCAUAGUAAGAACAAUACAAUUGAACAUAGCUGAAUGAAAUAGAAAGGAUAUUUUUCCCUAAACGAUUUUUGAGGGAGUGCGCACAUGCGGCUAUUCUGUGUUGAGCGGUUAACAAAGAAACAGGUCCUUCUAUAUGCUUAAUUUAGAGUUAUUUAUGCAACUUUAGUUAUGUUUUGAUUUCUAAUACAUUCUAAGGAUGCAUGAUGCGACUACUUAUGAUUUGAAAAAAGUUGCAUGAAAGGGAAGCGCUCUGCUCUGUUUCUUGUGCAGGCUGCACACACUCUUAUUCACAAUUUGACAAGCACUUGAUAAUAUGCUCACGCAGUAUUCUCAAUUGAAUCUGGUCACAUAUAGCCUACUAAUAUAUGUAUGGAAUUAUUUUUGAUUUAGAAUGGCCCACAAAAAAAGUCAUCCAUAGCCUGCACUCGAAUAGGGAAUGGUUACGUGCAGUACUUUUUUAAUAUGCCAGGUAGGCUACACUGCUUAAUUUAAGAAUUUAGCAAGAAAUAUAGCAGCAUGAGAAAGCUGGGAUUUGCUUUUAUUAUAUAGUGGUCAGUCAAAACUCUUGUUUCACACGCGAUUGCGCAAUGACUGGGCUUAUAAAUUGAAAUAAUUUAGAAGCCCAGUAAUAUAAUUUAGCCGCAGAGGAUCAAUAGCUUCUUUAUUUAUUUAUUUUUGCCUAGCUGUGGCUUGUGUGUAGCCCAAUAACAAGGCAUAGCCUACAGCCAGGAACGUGCAGCAAUUCUGUCAGUGAACAGCAUGCAGACUAAACAGGCCUUUCGCACAAUUUCAAAUACAGUCGUGGGAAAACACAGGUUGGAAAGCAAAUGGCUCCUGCAGACUCUAAUCCGUAUGCUGUAAGCUACCAAAAUAUUUGAUCAACUUCCAAAUAUUAUUUUUGCAAAGUAAAACAAGCGAGAUAGUCUUUUGGCAUCAUUGGAGUCAGUGAAAUUGGAAAGCAUUUUUAGGACUAUAAUUAGCCUACAAUAUGAGCGUCUCUACACACACCUACUGUAGGCCUAGGCUAUUGAUGGAUUCAAGACAAGGUCGUUUUUAUUGAUCUCCGAUUCUCAGUUUGUCAGUGUCAAAGUAGCCUGUCAUUUAGAUCAUUUGUGCGGUAUUAAAAAAGAUUCUGCCAGUCUCCAGUCAUGUAAAAUGACUUAGAAUUGCAUGAAAUGCGUUUAUAAAAGGACACAUUUUUCUGGGAUCUUAGGCUACUAAAAUUUUUCCCUAUGUUUGCAACUUCUGUAAGUGCCUCAACUAUUCUCCUCUAUGCCAUUACGCUAAUGCGAUGAUGAUAUGCAUGCAAUGCUUUAUUAUAAAGGUGACUACAAUAAAAAAAAUUAAUUAUCAUGCGGUACCUCAGAGCUCCCCAGGUCACCCCCCCCCCCCCCUCCUCUUGAGCUCACUAUUUGUUCCGGCACCUCCCGAUUUUACAAAUCAAGCACUGGUCUUUACGUAUACUAAAUAAUAUGUGUGAAAUUAGUUGUGAUUUAGAAUGGGCCAUUAUCAUGCACCUGUCGGAACAGGGGUAGGGGAAAAAAUCUCUCAUCUCAUCCAUAUGCACUUGAAUAGCAAAUGGAGGACACUUUUCCCGCGGUUCAUUUUCAUGCCAGCCAGGUAGGCUACUCCAGUUGUAAAGCAAACAAUGUGCUUAAUAUAUGGAAAGUUGAGAAAUAAAUAUAGUAGGCCUAGCCAAUAGAAAGCUGACGGGAUCCUCUUUUUUAAACAUAUUUUAUUCCAUGUGUCAACCAGCUAUGAGGAGCUAGCUCUCUGCGCAACAGCUGAUCCUAUUCCGCUAAAACUCUGAAUGCCAGUGCUCUCAUGAAGUGUUUGAUUUGAUUUUUGAUUGCAUUUGCAUUGAUGUCAGAGUGAUUUAGAGGGACAAUAGCGCGCUGAGUACCAGCCAUUAGCAACUGGCCGUUAGCAUGUUUGGUAGGCUACUAAUGACCAUCAGAGGCAUCAGAGCGCAGUUUUGGAGAAGCCUAGUUACCGUGAUCCAACAGUCACAUGGAAUUUGACUGCGGUCAUGACUCCUGACUGCCGGUGUGGCAGUAGUACGGUCAGCGUAACAGCCGUAGUCCUUCACACUGUGUGUAUAUCUGUGUGUGGGUACGUUCCGGAUGACUAUGUGAUCACGCUCUCCGUAGCCGAUGUGAGUAAGACGUUUAAGCAGGUCAACAUUCACAAGGCAGCAGGACCAGACGGAUUACCAGGACGUGUACGCCGAGCAUGCGCUAACCAACUGGCAAGUGUCUUCACUGACAUUUUCAACAUGUCCCUGACUGAGUCUGUAAUACCAACAUGUUUCAAGCAGACCACCAUAGUCCCUGCGCCCAAGAACACUAAGGUAACCUGCCUAAAUGAGUACCAACCCGUAGCACUAACGUCUGUAGCCAUGAAGUGCUUUGAAAGGCUGGUCAUGGCUCACAUCAACACCAUUAUCCCAGAAACCCUAGACCCACUCCAAUUUGCAUACCGCCCAAACAGAUCCACAAAUGCAAUCUCUAUUGCACUCCACACUGCCCUUUCCCACCUGGACAAGAGGAACACCUAUGUGAGAAUACUAUUCAUUGACUACAGCUCAGUGUUCAACACCAUAGUGCCCUCAAAGCUCAUCACUACGCUAAGGACCCUGGGACUAAACACCUCCCUCUGCAACUGGAUCCUGGACUUCCUGACGGGCCGCCCGCAGGUGGUAAGGGUAGGUAACAACAUAUCUGCCACGCUGAUCCUCAACACGGGGGCCCCUCAGGGGUGCGUGCUCAGUCCCCUCCUGUACUCCCUGUUCACCCAUGACUGCAUGGCCAGGCACGACUCCAACACCAUCAUUAAGUUUGCUGACGACACAACAGUGGUAGGCCUGAUCACCAACAACGAUGAGACAGCCUAUAGGGAGGAGGUCAAAGACCUGGCCGUGUGGUGCCAGGAUAACAACCUCUCCCUCAACGUGAUGAAGACAAAGGAGAUGAUUGUGGACUACAGGAAAAAAAAGGACUGAGCACGCCCCCAUUCUCAUCGACGGGGCUGUUGUGGAACAGGUUGAGAGCUUCAAGUUCCUUGGUGUCCACAUCACCAACAAACUAUCAUGGUCCAAACACACCAAGACAGUCGUGAAGAGGGCACGACAAAGCCUAUUCCCCCUCAGGAGACUGAAAAGAUUUGGCAUGGGUCCUCAGAACCUCAAAAAGUUAUACAGCUGCACCAUCGAGAGCAUCCUGACUGGUUGCAUCACCGCCUGGUAUGGCAACUGCUCGGCCUCCGACCGCAAGGCACUACAGAGGCUAGUGCAUAUGGCCCAGUACAUCACUGGGGCCAAGCUUCCUGCCAUCCAGGACCUCUGAGGAAGUCCCUAAAAAUUGUCUAAGACUCCAGCCACCCUUGUCAUAGACUGUUCUCUCUGCUACCGCACGGCAAGCGGUACCGGAGCGCCAAGUCUAGGUCCAAAUGGCUUCUUAACAGCUUCUACCCCCAAGCCAUAAGACUCCUGAACAGCUAAUCAUGGCUACCCAGACUAUUUGCAUUGUCCCCCCCACCCCCCUCUUUUACGCUGCUGCUACGCUGUUUAUUAUCUAUUCAUAGUCACUUUAACUCUACCCACAUGUACAUAUUACCUCGACUAACCGGUGCCCCCACACAUUCACUGUGUACCGGUACCCCCUGUAUAUAGCCUCCCUACUGUUGUUUUAUUUUACUGCUGCUCUUUAAUUAUUUUUUACUUACCUAUUUUUUACUUAACACUUAUUUUUCUUAAAACUGCAUUGUUGGUUAAAGGCUUGUAAGUAAACAUUUCAUUGUAAGGUCUACACACCUGUUGUAUUCGGAGCAUGUGGCAAAUAAAAGUUGAUUUGAUCCAAUAUCCAUACUAGUGUACAACAGAAUGCAUUCCCAAUACAGUGAUUCACAGUGAUUCAUUCUAUGUAGUAUGCUAGCGUGGAUAUUGGAAGUACAGUUUGUGUAUGUGUUGGACUUGUCUGGACUUGUAAUUUGGGAAAAUGUGUAUUCAGAUACAGUAUGUAUUUCUCUGUAGGCCUAAACCAGUUAGUUCUGAUUGUCAGCAAUUUCUCAUGUUUCAAACUUUUCACCUCUUUCCGGCAGGUCCUGUGUCAAAUGACGCUGAGGAGGACACCGGCUUCACUGGGAGGCGCUUUAACUCUAAAAUGACGGUCUACUCGGGUUCAAAGACGUCCUAUCUGCCCAAGAUGAUGAGUCUGUACGAGCAGUGCAUCAGGGUGCUACAAAACAACAUUGACUGUGAGUGUUGUCUGCUUUUGACACUAUUUCAGUUUCUGUUAUCACAUACACUACCAGUCAAAGGUUUGGACACACCUACUCAUUCAAGGGUUUUUCUUUAUUUUUACAAUUUUUUACAUUGUAUAAUAAUAGUGAAGACAUCAAAACUAUGAAAUAACACAUAUGGAAUCAUGUAGUAACCAAAAAAGUGUUAAACAAAUCAAAAUAUAUUUUAUAUUUGAGAUUCUUCAAAUAGCCACCCUUUGCCUUGAUGACAGCUUUGCACACUCUUGGCAAUCUCUCAACCAGCUUCAUGAGGUAGUCACCUGGAAUGCAUUUCAAUUAACAGGUGUGCCUUCUUAAAAGUUAAUUUGUGGAAUUUCUUUCCUUCUUAAUGCGUUUGAACCAAUCAGUUGUGUUGUGACAAGGUAGGGGGGUGUACAGAAGAUAGCCCUAUUUGGUAAAAGACCAAGUCCGUAUUAUGGCAAGAAACGACAGUCCAUCAUUACUUUAAGACAGGGGUGUCAAACUCAUUUUAGCUCAGGGGCCACAUGGAGGAAAAUCUAUUCCCAAGUGGGCCGGACCGGAAAAAUCAUGGUGUAUAUAUAACUUAAAAACAACAACUUCAGAUUGUUUUCUUUGUUUUAAUACGAUCAACAUACAACAUAAAGCUGGAGCCUGAGGACAGUGUGUCCAAAAUAGUACAAGCACAACAUCACUAUUAAUCAUAAAACACGUCAAGUUUAUUUGAAAAUUCUAAAGAAAAAGAACACACAAACACACAAUGCCUCAGUGAUUAACAGAACUGUUUCACAGAUCACAGAACUAUAUCAGGGUGUCAUUUCUCAGGCAGAAAUGUAGAUAAAAAUAAUGAAAUCCUGUUCCCCAAACAAGUGCAAGAACCACAGAGUCAAGAAUAGGUUAAAUAUACAAAUAAAAUAAAAUCAAUUAAAAACAAUAGCACAUCAACAUAAAAACAUAUAAUCAUAAAGCUGGAGCCUGAGGACAGUGUCCAAAAGCACAACAUCACUAUUAAUCAUAAAACACCAAGUUAUUUGAAAGUUCUGAGGACAAAGAACACACAAACACACAAUGCCUCAGUGAUUCACAGAAGUAUAUCACAGAUCACAGAACUAUAUCAGGGUGUCAUUUCUCAGGCAGAAAUGUAGAUAAAAAUAAUGAAAUCCUGUUCCCCAAACAAGUGCAAGAACCACUGAGUCAAGAAUAGGUUAAAUAUACAAAUAAAAUCAAUUAAAAACAAUAGCACAUCAACAUAAAAACAUAUAAACAUAAAUCUGAAAGCGUUGCUCAAACUCCCGUAACAGUCCAGUUAUUUUAUCUUUGAACCGCUUCAUGUCUGCCACAUGUUGGGUCGCGCACACAUUUUUCAGACAGGGGAAGUGAGCUGCAUCACCACCGGCAAGUUGCGUCUCCCACAAUGACAGCUUCAACUUGAAAGAACGUAUGCUGUCAUAAUACUGCGUGACAACUUUGUUGCGCCCUUGCAGCUGUUUGUUCAAGUUAUUCAGGUGCUCUGUAACAUCCACCAGAAAUGCAAGGUCCGGCAUCCAUUCUGCGGAAUGAAAUUCUAACACUGGUUUGCCCUUUUCUUCCAUGAACUGUUCAAUUUCUUCUCGUAAAUCAAAGAAACGCCUCAGCACAGCACCUCGGCUUAACCAUCUUACCUCAGUGUGGUAUGGCAGGCCAUAGAUGUGGUCUUUCUCUCUGAGAAGGCUGUCAAACUGACGGUGAUUCAGGCUUCUGGAUCGGAUGAAAUUAACAGUUUGGAUGACCACCUUCAUGACGUUAUCCAUCUUUAAUGACUUGCAACACAAAGCCUCCUGGUGCAAAAUACAGUGAAAAGUCAAAAAAUCACGUCCUCCAUUUGCAGAUUGCACUUUCUCUCUGAACUUUGUCACAACGCCUGCUUUUUUCCCGAUCAUUGAGGGCGCACCAUCUGUAGCCAGGCUGACAGCGCGGGACCAGUCCACUCCGACCCUGUCCAGCGCGCCGACGAGUGCGGUAAGAAUAUCAGCUGCUGUCGUUGUAUCUGUCAUCGGCACCAACUCCACAAACUCCUCGGUGACGGUCAAUGUGUCAUCAACUCCGCGGAUGAAAAAAUGGCCAGUUGUGCAACAUCUGUAAUGUCCGUGCUUUCAUCAAUUGCAACCGAAACGCAAUAAAUGACUUUACUUUUUGCUUCAACUGGCUGUCCAAAUCCACUGAAAGAUCGGAAAUCCUGUCUGCAACUGUGUUUCUUGUCAGGCUGAUAUUUGCAAAAGCCUGCCGCUUUUCAGGGCACACAAUCUCCGCUGCCUUCAUCAUGCAUGUUUUACAAAUUCACCCUCACUAAAUGUUUUUGAAGCCACUGCGAUUUCAUUAGCAAUGAGGUAGCUAGCUUUCACUGCAGCGUCACUGAUGUCUCGGCUGUGAGUAAACACAGACUGCUGUUUCUUCAGACCCGCCAACAGUUCAUUCACCUUCUCUCAUCUCCGCUGUCCUUGAAAGUUGUCAUAUUUGUCGGCAUGAAGACUCACAUAGUGGCGACGAAGGUUAUAUUCUUUCAGCACUGCAACAUGCUCUGAACACACCAAACAUACAGCUUUCCCAUUCAAUUCCGUGAUUAAAUAGGAUGACCAUUUUUCUUGGAACACUCUGCACUCUGCGUCCACUUUUCUCUUUUUUGACAGAGACAUAUUGGGGCAAUGAGGGUGCCAAAGCACAUAAUGUUAAAAGUAGAAGCCGUAAUAAAUAUCGCGGGCAAAACAAAGUAGCUCAUUGGCUGCACGUGCUUGACCUACUUGCUCUGCCCCGGUAUAAACAGUUUGCUUGCUUAACACAAUUGCUAUUGCGCCAUCCAGUGGACGCAAUUGGAACAGUAGUUUAUUUUAUUGAAAAAUUGCAACGCAUUUUUAUACUUAAAUUAUUAUAAAAAAUAAAAAAAAUAAUCAUCUCGCGGGCCGGAUUAAACCCGUUUGCGGGCCUGAUCCGGCCCGCGGGCCGUACGUUUGACACCCCUGCUUUAAGACAUGAAGGUCAGUCAAUACGGAACAUUUCAAGAACUUUGAAAGUUUCUUCAAGUGCAGUCUCAAAAACCAUCAAGCGCUAUGAUGAAAUUGGCUCUCAUGAGGACUGCCACAGGAAUGGAAGAUCCAGAGUUACCUCUGCUGCAGAGGAUAAGUUCAUUAGAGUUACCAGCCUCAGAAAUUGCAGCCUAAAUAAAUGCUUCACAGAGUUCAAAUCACAGACACAUCUCAACAUCAACUGUUCAGAGGGGACUGUGUGAAUCAGUCCUUCAUGGUCGAAUUCCUGCAAAGAAACCACUACUAAAGGACACCAAUAAGAAGAGACCUGCUUGGGCCAAUAAACAUGAGCAAUGGACAUUAGACCGGUGGAAAUGUGUCCUUUGGUCUGGAUUCCAAAUUUGAGAUUUUUGGUUCCAACAGCCUUGUCUUUGUGAGACGCGGUUUGGGUGAACGGAUGAUCUCCGCAUGUGUAGUUCACACCGUAAAGCAUGGAGGAGGAGGUGUUAUGGUGUGGGGGUGCUUUGCUGGUGACACUGUCUGUGAUUUAUUUAGAAUUCAAGACGCACUUAACCAGCAUAGCUACCACAGCAUAGCUACCACAGCAUUCUGCAGCGAUAGGCCAUCCCAUCUGGUUUGGGCUUAGUGGGAUUAUCAUUUGUUUUUUAACAGGACUAUGACCCAACACACCUCCAGGCUGUGUCAGGGCUAUUUUACCAAGAAGGAGGGUGAUGGAGUGCUGCAUUAGAUGACCUGGCCUUCACAAUCCCCCGACCUCAACCCAAUUGAGAUGGUUUGGGAUGAGUCGGUCGGCAGAGUGAAGGAAAAGCAGCCAACAAGUGCUCAGUAUAUGUGGGGAAAGCAUUCCAGGUGAAGCUGGUUGAGAGAAUGCCAAGAGUUUGAAAAGCUGUCAUCAAGGCAAAGGGUGGCUAUUUUGAAGAAUCUCAAAUGUAAAAUAUAUUUUGAUUUUUUUAAACACUUUUUUUGGUUACCACAUGAUUCCAUAUGUGUUAUUUCAUAGUCUUCACUAUUAUUCUACAAUGUAGAAAAUAGUAAAAAUAAAGAAAAACCCUUGAAUGAGUAGGUGUGUUCAAACUUUUGACUGGUACUGUAUUUAGUUAACUUAGUCAAGUGUAAAUUAUAUGUUAAUAUAGUAUACCUAACAUCUCCCAAAAGAGAGAAGGCGAAGACAUGGAUCACUUACCCCAUUUAUAAUGGGCUAUUGUUCAAACACCACCAACUUAAUUGUUGCGUGGAUUCUUAUGGCUGCUGGCCCACUUAGAUCCACUUGCACACACUCAUAAAAUCAUUUCACCAAAACUAAGAGCAACACCUGACGUCCUCUUUAACGUUACACCCCCACGGAACAUUAACUGUUAGUGUGCCUUACUCCCCUAGGACUUUUAUAGUUGUCUAAAUCCAGGAAAUGUAUUCUAACCACAGCUCUGUUCAUGCCUCUAUUUUCAAAUCACACUAUCGUUGUUUAUCUUAGAGAUACUGGACACCCUGCUGAUUGUGUCAUUGUAUAAUGAGAUGCUUACUGUAUGUUUGUCCAGCAAUUGAUGAGGUGGGAGGCGUGCCUUUUGAGAUUCUGGAACCAGUACUAGAGCGAUGCACUCCAGAACAGCUUUACCGCAUUGAGCAGUGCAAUCAGGUAACACACACACAAUCAACCUAGCGUCUCACACAUAAAUGCACAAACCCUCACCCAGUACGAUAUGGUCAGUGAGCUUGUAGUACACAAGCUCUCAUUCCCUGCCAAGACAUACUGUAUACCAGGAACACCCUAGGUGAAGUGUAUAGAUAAAAACUUGACUCCUAACUGUAAUACUUUGAGCAAUGAAUGGUAUUUACUCUCACUACUAAAUUGGAGGAUAUACAGUGCCUUCAGAAAGUAUUCACAACCCUUGACUUUUUCCACAUUUUGUUGUGGUACAGCCUGAAUUUAAAUUAGAUUACAUUUAGAUGUUUUGUCACUGGCCUACACCCAAUACCCCAUAGUGUCAAAGUGGAAUUAUGUUUUUAGAAAUGUUCACAAAUUAAUUACAAAUGAAAAGCUGAAAUGUCACUAAGUAUUCAACCCCUUUAUGGCAAGCCUAAAUAAGUUCAGGAGUAAAAAUGUGCUUAACAAGUCACAAGUUGCAUGGAUUCACUCUGUGUGCAAUAAUAGUGUUUAACAUGAAUUUUGAAUGACUACCUCAUCUCUGUACCCCACACAUACAAUUAUCUGUAAGGUCCCUCAGUUGAGCAGUGAAUUUCAAACACAGAUUCAACCACAUAGGUCAGGGAGGUUUUCCAAUGCCUCGCAAAGAAGGGCACCUAUUGGUAGAUAGGUAAAAGAAAAGCAGACAUUGAAUAUCCCUUUGAGCAUGGUAAUUACACUUUGGAUGGUAUAUUAAUACACCCAUUCACUACGAAGAUACAGGCGUCCUUCCUAACUCCGUUGCUGCAGAGGAAGGCAACCGCUCAGGGAUUUCACCAUGAGGCCAAUGGUGACUUUAAAACAGGAAACUGAGGAUGGAUCACCAACAUUGUAGUUACUCCACAAUACUAAUCUAAUUGACAGAGUGAAAAGAAGGAAGCCUGUACAGAAUACAAUUAUUCCAAAACAUGCAUCCUGUUUGCAACAAGGCACUAAAGUAAUACUGCAAAAUGUGGCAAAGCAAUUAACGUUUUGUCCUGAAUAGAAAGUGUUAUGUUCGGGGGAAAUCCAAUACAACACAUUACUGAGUACCACUCUCCAUAUUUUCAAGUACAGUGGUGCCUGCAUCAUGUUAUGUGUAUGCUUGUAGUCGUUAAGGACUGGGACGUUUUUCAGGAUAAAAAAGAAACUGAAUAUACUGGAGUUGCUAACCAAGAAGACAGUGAAUGUUCCUGAGGGGCAGAGUUAGUUUUGACUGCUUGAAAAUAUAUGGCAAGACCUGAAAAUGGUUGUCUAGCAAUGAUCAACACCCAAUUUGACAGAGCUUGAAGAAAUCUGAAAAUAAUAAUAGGCUAAUAUUGUACAAUCCAGGUGUGCAAAGCUCUUAUAGACUUACCCAGAAAGACUCACAGCUGUAAUCACCACCAAAGGUGAUUCUAACAUGUAUUGACAGGGGUGUGAAUACUUACAUAAAUUAGAUUUCGUGGUCCUCUGUAGCUCAGCUGGUAGAGCACGGCGCUUGUAACGCCAAGGUAGUGGGUUCAAUCCCCGGGACCACCCAUACACAAAACAUUUUAUGCACGCAUGACUGUAAGUCGCUUUGGAUAAAAGCGUCUGCUAAAUGGCAUAUUAAUUAAUUAAUAUUAAUUUAAUUUUCAAUAAUUUGCCUAAAAGUCUAAACACAUAUUUUCACUUUGUCAUUAUGGGGUAUUGUGUGUAGAUGGGUGGGUGAGGAAAAAAUAUAUUUAAUCAAUUUUGAAUUCAGGCUGUAACACAACAAAAUGUGGAAUAAGUCAAGGGGUAUGAAUUCUUUCUGAAGGCACUGUAUUUGAUGUCAAAACUCUUGUAAAUUGUAUUGUACUUGUAGUUUAUAAUUUUAACCCACAUUUUUCCUCUCAGUGUUUUAUGGAGGACUCUGAUGAGCUUUGGCAACGCCACUGCCAGCGGGACUUCAAGCGUGAGACGCCCCAGGAGUACGAAUCGUGGCGGGAGAUGUACCUGCGGAGGCACGACGAGCGGGAGGAGCGCCUGCGCAAGCUCACCCAGAACAUCAGCUCGGCCCAUGCCAACAAGCCCAAAGGUGCUUUCUCUAUGUCCUAUCUAUGAGCUGAAUCCUACUAUACAGUAGUUAUUACUAAGAGUUAUUUCAUCAAUGAAAGUGUACUGAGGGUGUUUAUUUUGAGUGAGCAUAUGUUUAUGUAUAUGUGUGUAUUUUCCUCGCAGGUCGACAGGUUAAAAUGGCAUUUGUGAACUCCGUCGCCAAACCUCCACGUGAUGUCCGCCGGCGACAGGAGAAGUUUGGCACCACAAGCACCUCCACCGCCAGCUCCACCGCAGCUGCUGCUCCGAUCAAGUAUGUAGACACUAGUGUGCAUACCACUAUCAAACACUUUAUAGUAGUGCAUGUUGGCACUUCCAUGUUUAUUUUUUCCCUACUUACAUUUCCAUAUACGAAGACAUGAUUGGCUGAAUGGUAACUUUAUAUGCUAACAUGUAAUUCAGACUCUCAAACUUAUUCUCAAAGGUCCACUACAUCAUAUUUUCAUCUACAAGUUGACCGUUAUGAUUCUAUGUGAAUUGUUGCAAUGUCAUCAUGGGGAAUUCUAAAGGUUACCAAGUUCACGCAGAGGGGUUACGAUUCCUUACAUUGAAAUAAAAUGUUGAAACUCCCCCUGACGUUUUCUGGCUAUUCCGAACUUACAGGAGGACACACAGCUUCAGGGAUGCCAGAGUAGCCAGAGGACCAUAUGUUAAACAGGAAAAGCAAGAGACUGCCGCUAAAGAUUUUCCGGUGUUCAAUCUGACGACAGGGUGAGGAUAGAGAGGCUAAAAGAGAAGAGGAGCACAUACAAACAUUCCGGAAUUUCUUUCAUGUCUCCACCACCAUCAAACAUUUUAUGUUGGCACUUACAUUUUCAUUUACACAGAAAUGCUUGGCUGAAUGCUAACUUAAGAUAAUAUGCACUACAUCAUAUUUGUAUCCAAAAUUUGACCCAAAUAUGUCUUGUUUGAGGAAUGAAUGGUCAUAAGAUAUUGUAAAGGUUCAACACUGGAGGAUGAAAUGGAAUAGAGACAGACAUUCUGACGUUUUCUGGCUGUUCCGAAUAUGCAGGGAGACGGCGAGCUUCAGAGACAUUGUGAAAGCCUGACAGGAAAAGAAAGCGAGACAGUAGUUCAAUCCGACGACAGGUUGAGGAUAUAUAGCGACUAGGCUACAUGAGUAAAGAAGAGCAAAUAGAAACUUUCUUGAAAUGUUGAUCAUAUCGCUUAAUAGUUCUCAGAGAUGGAGCUUAUAAUGCCCCCCAGACUUGAAAACAUACUAUUACGAAACUAUACUGUUUUGUAUUUCCCUGUACACUGAUUGGGUAGACCUUCCUGUUUUUUUUUCUUCUUCAGAAUAAGGCCAGCCAUGUCUUAUAGCUCUCACUCGGCUGAGCCCAGCCACUCCUCCUCUCACGACAGUCCCCCUGAGACCUCUCGCUCCUCAGGUCCCAGCGGUGGGGGUGGCCCCAGCGCAAGAGACAACAAGCCACAGGUCAAAAGUGAGUAUCGUGUGUGAGAAAAUGGGUGCAUAAAUAUAUAUUGGACUCAACAUUCAUGUAAAUAAAUAAAUAAAACAUUUUGACUUUAAUCUGUGUUGAGAGGACAUGUCUACGUGGCUAACUUUUCUGCUGUUACAAUGUCACGUCUGUUUGUCUUGCAGAAAUCGCCCCCAUGAUGGCCAAAACUAUCAAAGCUUUCAAGAACAGAUUCUCCCGCCGAUAG